AUGACCACGAUCAUAAGCACAGGACCUGAUCCACCGGGGGUAAACUAUCCCGUCUCCGCCAAUGCCAUUACACUACCAAUAUUCUCGAUAAUAUUCGUAUUACUUCUCAUCGUUCCAUUCCGCCUUCUCUACCGUGUCAGAAACAUAGCCGCCUGUUCUCUUGUCAUAAUAAAUGUAAUUUCUCUCAUAUUCGUCGCCAUGAAUGCUCUCCUUUGGCCUACCGACUCCCUCACCUCUCGAUUCUCUGGUCAUAUAGUCUGCGAUAUCCAAGUACUGAUCCGUCAAGCCCUCUACACAGCUAUGACCUCAACAACAUGUUGCAUAUCUUUAUUUCUGGCAAGAGCGGUCAAUACGGAUAAUGCAUGUAUGCAUGAAACUCGAGCAAUGAAAAGAAGAAGAGUGGCAAAAGAUUGUGCUUUUUGUUUUACGAUUCCGAUUUUACAGGUAGCGCUACAUUAUACAAUACAGUCUAAUAGGUUCACCGUCAUGACAAUUUACGGAUGUGUUGAUGCGACAGAUUUGAGUUGGCCAAUGAUUUAUCGUCUCCGCCGGCAUCGCACAAAUUUCACCAGUACCCUUUCCUCUUCCUCUUCGGGACUUAGUCCUCGUCGCUUCUUUAAGCUUUUUUCAAUGUCUCUCAUGCUUCUCCUGAUUUAUUUUCCAGUCGUCAUAUAUUAUUUUUAUCUUAAUGUUAGUUGGCCCUUACAUGCAUAUUCUUGGUCAUAUAUCCAUGAUCCUUUAUACUGGCCUUCGAUCGUCUUCUGGAGGAUUGAAGAUGCACCAAAGGGUAUGCAGUAUGAUGCAUGGAAUUGGGCUGCUUUGGCUUUUUUAAUUGUGGUAUUUUGGGGUUGUAAUAGUGAGGGGGUUGAGAUUUAUAGAAGGGGAUUGUGUAAAUUGGGAUUGGCGAGGUGUUGGCCGAGAUUGGGAAUGAGUAUGCGAGAAAGAAAGGUGGAGAAGAUGGAGAGGGAUAGUAGGAUGGGAAUGAGUAAUGGGAGUGUGAAUGGGAGUUGGGCAGGUAAAUUUGAUUUGAUCACCAGAACAAUUCAUUAUUUUGAGGAUCAAGAGGCGAAGAGUAGAAAGCAGAGCGUGGCUACGACGACUACCUUGGGCACUGAGGUAAUGAAUACCACCAGUCGAAAGCCUUCUCAUACUCAAACAUAUGACUCUAUCAACUCCAGCAAAUCAGUUUAUAGCUCCCACCAUACGACCGCUUACAAUCCCUCGACUCAUAAACCUUCAACUGCGACAACUUACGAAAGUAUAAAUGAGAAAGAGGCUUCCCUCUCAUCUAAAUCUAAUUGCGAGAAUUCAGAUUUCAUCUCCCCGGUUUCGAUGACGCCGGGUCAAAAUGAUGCUUAUUCACAUUUUCCGGACCAUGAGGUAGGGAAGAGGGAGGAUAAAAUCCCGUCACAAACUUCAGGGGGAAUUUGGGGAACUUUCAGAACACAUCUCAAUCCUAUUUCUCUGGCUUUUUCACUUGUUCAUGACAAGAAAGAAAAUAAUCAGGAUUCGAAAGCUCGUUAUCAUUCGCACUCCAAGUCAAACUCAGCAAUAUAUCAAAGCACAAAUCUAGACCCAACCAUCGCAAACCAGAAUUCAACACAUACAACGCAGAUAUGGGCUGCUGGUGCUCUACAAGAUACGGAGAAUGUACAUAAAGGAGCAAAUGCAGGGCCAUCGGUUAGUGGGAACUCGACUAAAUCUAUGUGUGAUUAUGCGGAGGAGAAGUAUGAUCAAGAUGACCUUCUUGUGAAUCCGAAACCGGGAACUAGAGCUUAUAGAGAGAGAGAAAGACGAGAAAUGGUCUCCGAGAGGCAAGAGAGAAAGAAAUUAACGGAGAAGAAGAGAAAUGAAAUAGAUGAGCAGGGAAAUAAGAACAGAGGCAGAGUAGGCGAGGGAUUGAAUGUUGAACGGACUUUUGAUAUUGUGGAAGAACGAAAUAUCGAAAGGGCGAGUAGUUUUUGA
Botrytis byssoidea is the source of this 1965-nucleotide messenger RNA. RefSeq lists its product as uncharacterized. Gene Ontology annotation, cellular component: membrane. NCBI's taxonomy places the organism in Eukaryota, Fungi, Ascomycota, Leotiomycetes, Helotiales, Sclerotiniaceae. Gene Ontology annotation, molecular function: mating-type factor pheromone receptor activity. The coding region runs from base 1 to 1965 and encodes 654 amino acids. The record is from RefSeq and is a predicted model, not a curated record. The transcript is spliced from 3 exons. Gene Ontology annotation, biological process: G protein-coupled receptor signaling pathway.